Molecule: messenger RNA, 3179 nt
Organism: Salmo salar (Atlantic salmon)
Lineage: Eukaryota; Metazoa; Chordata; Actinopteri; Salmoniformes; Salmonidae
Source: RefSeq, a predicted model, not a curated record
AACAUUGAUCAAUCAGACGCCAAGACAAGACCGUCACAUGCCCGGGCUCAGUAGUCAGCUGACUGUGAACAAAGACAGUAGAAGCUGUGUGAUAUAAACCAAGUCCUGCACAGCAGCGCUCAGACCUACACCCGAGAUUCAAAUCCACCCCGCACAACCAGAGGGAUUUCAGACAGCUCCACCAUGCUGUGCCUUGUUCUGUUUUUCGUCUCCGCAGCCGUCUCCACCCCUCUGUUGGGUACAGAACAGUGUGCCCGUGGUCCUCCCUACUGGUGUCAUAAUGUGAAGACUGCCUCCAUCUGUGGUGCCGUAGUCCACUGCCAGCAGAACGUAUGGAACCAACCCCAGAUGAAAGCCAUACCGUGUGACCUGUGUAAGGGGGUGCUGAUUGCGGUGGACCAGCUGCUACUGAACAAUGCUACUCAGGGUGAGAUCCUAGGCGUCCUGGAGAAGGUCUGUCACCUGAUCCCUGUCAAGAGCCUGGCUGCAGAGUGUGAAGAGACGGUGGACACCUACUACCCUACCCUCAUUAGUAUCAUCGCUGGAGAGCUGGAGAACCCCCAGGUGGUGUGUGGCGCCAUAGGUCUGUGUGACUCCCAGCAGGCAGCUCUGGCCAGUCUCCAGUCUCAGAUCCCACAGCUCACGUCCAAUGAGAUUCCUCAGGAAGACCUGGCCCAGAGGGUCGACCCCUUCCUCCUCAACAUCCCUGGUCUCCUCUACCCCCAGGCCCAGGAGAACGCCAAGCAAGAGGUUCCUAAACAGGAGACUGGAGACUUGUGUGAGGACUGUGUGAAGUUCAUCACAGACUUCCAGGACGAGGCGAAGAGCAACACUACCUUCGUCAACUCUCUGAUCGAACGGAUCCAGAGCCAGUGUGACCUGCUGGGGCCUGGAAUCUCUGACCUGUGCAAGCAGUAUAUCAACCAGUACGCUCCUCUCAUCGCCCUGCAGCUCAUGUCCAUGGAACAGCAACCUAAGGAUAUCUGUUCCCGCGCCGACUUCUGCUCUGCAGAGGUGAAGAGCUCUGUCCCCAUGAUGAACCUGGUGGCUGCCAAGGCCAUCCCUGCUGUCAAACUGGUCCCUGCCACUAAGAUGGAGGCUGUCAAGCCCACCAAGAACAUGGUGCGUGCCCGUGGCUCCCCUCAAUGUAUCGCAUGUGAGUUCAUUAUGAAGGAGGUGGAGAGCAUGCUGGGGGAUGAGAAGACUGAGCAAGAUGUGGUGCGUGUGUUGGAGAAGGUGUGCUCUGUGCUGCCGUCCUCCCUGUCAGCCCAGUGUAAGGAUCUGAUUGAGUCCUACGGCCGGGCCAUCAUUGAGCUGCUGCUACAGGAGGCCGACCCCAAGACUAUCUGCACCGUGCUGGGGCUCUGCAAGGACGCCAGCCGUGCCUUCAUCCCGGUGUUGGACCAGUCCCAGGUCGAGGCGGGUGGCUUCUGUGACGUGUGCAAGAUGGCUGUGCGUUACAUCGACGGGAUCCUGGAAGGGAACGCCACACAGGCUCAGAUUGAAGACGCAGUCAGGAAAGUCUGUAGCUUUGUCCCGGAGGCCGUCAGGGGCGAGUGUGACCAGCUGGUUGAGCAGUAUGAGCCCAUGCUGGUUCAGCUCCUGCUGCAGGUGUUGGACCCUGACUUUGUCUGCAUGAAGGUGGGAUUGUGUCCCGAGGCAGUGCAAAGUCUUCUGGGUAUGGACCAGUGUAGCUGGGGACCUGCCUUCUGGUGCAAGAACAUGGACUCUGCAAAACGCUGCAACGCGGUGGCACACUGCAGGCGUCACGUGUGGUAAUGGAAGAACGGAUAAAGACCAACCUACACAAUCUAAACCUUUCAGGAGAAAUACUGUUGCACUGCUGUUUUUUUUAAUCAAUAAAUGUGUCCUGUUUUUCUUAAACAUGUGGAAUAGGUUUUUGCAGUUGUCAAUAUAAAUUUACCAGGCAGUUUGGACUGGAAACCUUUUUUUCUGCCAGAAGUUAGUUUCUUUAUUUGGGGGUAGGAGAAGCAGUGUUUGGGUUGUAGAGUGAAUCUAUCAGACUGUUUUUAGUUACUGGGACAACCCUCAAAACAGAUCUAUAGUUGUACUGCUUAUUGAAUGUACAUGGGUGUGGUUUGUCUACAGCUCUCUUUAGAUAAAUGAUUUUACAUGUCACACACGGUCGCUUACUUGACACGCCUGGUUUCCCGGACAUACGGUAGGUUAAACCUAGUCCUGAACUAAAAUAUAAUGCUUCUUAGUCCAAGACUAGUUUUAAUCUCUGCCCAUGAAACUGGCCCAUUAAGUAUGUGACGCAGACAGGUGGGUAACUGGAUACUACUGUCUGUGAAAGAACAGUGGUCUGAGAAAUAUUGAAUCUCAAGGGGUCCUUUCAAUGUCCUCCCUUGCAGUGACUGCAACUGGGAGAACUUUCUUGGACAGUGUAUCUAGCAUACCUUCCUGGGAUAUUUUCUGUUUUAAUUGAGUCUCUCCUAAUGCAAGUUCAUCUCUAUUUUGUAGAAACAGUUGAAUUGUGUUUUAAAUUCUUUUGUAAGUUUAUUUUUUUAUUCAUGAGCUGAUGUGAGGAGAAUAAAGAUUGGGUGUGUCGUAUUCCCUAAUCUAGUGCGCUACUUUUCAACAGGAGCCCAUUGGGGGUCAAAAGUAGUUUCCACUGUAGGACCAAUAGAAUGGUCUACUCUAAAUGUUGAGCCAUGCCCUGAUGCCCUGGGUGAGAGAACGAAUGCAUCCCAUAUGGGACCAUAUUCCCUACAUAGUGCAUUACUUUUGACUUAAACACCCACGGGCCCUGGUGAAAAGUAGUGCGCUACAUAGGGAAAAUGGUGCCAUUUGGGACUCAGCUUUCUAAUGGCAUGUUUGUGCCCCUUUUUUAUAACCUCUGCUUGCAAUUUCCUUCUCAGCUAAUGCUCUUUUCACCCUGUUUAUGUGAAGUAAUGUGUUAUGAAGGAAAUGUAAACUAACGGUAUCUAGCCUCAAUGUGGUUAAAACUCAAUUUUAAUAUCAUGGAUGGUCAGACCCUCCAGCUUUUUACUGAAAGUGAUGGGGCAAGUUAAUUAAAAAAAAAAAAAAGUUACCCCCAUUGUUUUAAUCUGCUUUGUUGCUUUAUUGAUCACAAAAAGCUCUUCAUCUUUAAUCAGUCUACUGUCAGAUUUUUUUAUUUUUUUUUUACAGUUGAAAUAAAAACGAUCGCAAAUCCA